AUGGGAAAUGUUGUACGGGGUGCCGUAGCCUUUGUGCCAUCCGAGAGAUGUCAACGUUUCUUAGUAGGUGACUUAAAGGAAAUGCCUCUUGAUCGUACCCUGGACCUGAGCAGUCGACAAUUACGCCGCUUUCCAGUCAGAGCUUCUGCCUUCGAUGAACUGGUCAAACUCUACCUGAGUGACAACCACCUGAGUAACCUUCCAUUAGAGCUGCGCAACCUGCAGAAGCUCCAACUUCUAGCGUUGGACUUCAACUGUUUUGAGGAGCUUCCUCUGGUCAUAUGCAACCUCGUUCAGCUGAACAUCCUCUACCUUGGUAAUAACCGACUGUACAGUUUGCCGAAGGAACUGCAGCAACUCACAGAGUUGAAAACCUUGUGGCUGGAGACCAACUGCUUCACCAGUUUCCCUCAAGUAAUAUGUGAGCUUCCCAACAUCAAGACGCUGCAUUUGGGCUACAAUCAGCUACGGAGUUUACCCGCCGAGCUCGGGCGACUGGAAGAGCUGCGGAGCAUCUGGCUAGCUGGAAACUUGCUAAACGACUUCCCUUCCGUCCUGUUGGAGAUGCAUUACUUGGAGGUGAUGGAUGUGGACCGUAAUCGUAUUUGCCAGUUUCCAUCGCUCGCCCAUUUAAGAGGUUUAAAGCUCGUCAUCUACGACCACAAUCCUUGCAUUAAUGCUCCUGUGGUGGCCGAGGGUGUGAGACGGGUAGGCCGAUGGGCCGACUGCAACGAUGAUGAGGAAGAUGAAGGUGAUGGAAAGGUUGCCAAUGUAAGCGUGAAAGCUGCAGGGAACAAUGGAAAUGAUUGA
Danio aesculapii is the source of this 810-nucleotide messenger RNA. It is a transcript of the gene lrrc10, whose product is annotated as leucine rich repeat containing 10. NCBI's taxonomy places the organism in Eukaryota, Metazoa, Chordata, Actinopteri, Cypriniformes, Danionidae. Gene Ontology annotation, molecular function: protein binding. The record is from RefSeq and is a predicted model, not a curated record. Bases 1 to 810 code for a protein of 269 amino acids. The transcript has a single exon.